This is a messenger RNA of Fomitopsis serialis, 957 nucleotides long. Its product is annotated as 60S ribosomal protein L7. The record is from RefSeq and is a predicted model, not a curated record. NCBI's taxonomy places the organism in Eukaryota, Fungi, Basidiomycota, Agaricomycetes, Polyporales, Fomitopsidaceae. Gene Ontology annotation, molecular function: structural constituent of ribosome; RNA binding. Gene Ontology annotation, biological process: maturation of LSU-rRNA from tricistronic rRNA transcript (SSU-rRNA, 5.8S rRNA, LSU-rRNA). Gene Ontology annotation, cellular component: cytosolic large ribosomal subunit. The transcript is spliced from 7 exons. Bases 43 to 795 code for a protein of 250 amino acids.
CGUACUACCGCCCAGCACUACGUUCGUCCUCAAGAUCUCCUCAUGGCCCCCUCCACUACCGUCCCGAGUGUCGCGGACAUUGAAGUCCCCGAGACUCUCCUCAAGAAGCGCAAGCAGAACGAAAAGGCCCGGGAGGAGAAGCUUGCUGCAGCGACUGCCGCGCGGAAGGCAGCUAAGGCAAAGCGUAAGGUCAUUUUCAAGCGCGCUGAGGCCUACGUGAAGGAGUAUCUCGUCCAGGAGAAGGAAGAGAUCCGUUUGAAGCGGGCAGCCCGUGCUGCGGGUGACUUCUAUGUUCCUGCGCAAGCGAAGGUUUACUUCGUGGUUCGCAUCCGGGGUAUCAACGAGAUUGCCCCCAAACCUCGCAAAAUUUUGCAGCUUCUUCGCCUGCUCCAGAUCAACAACGGUGUCUUCGUCAAGGUCACUAAGGCGACCGAGCAGAUGCUUCGUCUCGUUGAGCCUUACAUCGCAUAUGGCGAGCCCAACUUGAAGUCGGUCCGUGAGCUCAUCUACAAGCGCGGCUACGGCAAGGUCGACAAGCAGCGCAUCCCCCUCACGAACAACGGUGUCAUCGAAGCUGCCCUCGGCAAGUAUGACAUCCUCUCUGUUGAGGACCUCGUACACGAGAUCUACGCCGCCGGCCCCAACUUCAAGCAGGCAUCAAACUUCCUGUGGCCGUUCAAGCUCUCCAACCCAACUGGUGGUUGGAGGACGCGUAAAUUCAAGCACUACGUGCAGGGUGGAGACUUUGGCAACCGAGAGGAAAACAUCAACAAGCUCAUCCGGCAAAUGAACUGAGCGUAGGGGCCAGUGUUGUCGGCGGAUAGGCGGCUUGCAUGAUGGGGGGGGCGCGAUGGAGAUUUCGUCGCAUGCAUACAUCAUUUACUCGUAAACUAUGCUCUUCUGUUGUAUGAGGUAUUAUGACAUGCUCAUGAGCGCAAACUCUGUCCGAAUGUCGAA